Molecule: messenger RNA, 5533 nt
Organism: Trichechus manatus latirostris (Florida manatee)
Lineage: Eukaryota; Metazoa; Chordata; Mammalia; Sirenia; Trichechidae
Gene: OSBPL2
Product: oxysterol binding protein like 2
Exons: 12
Coding region: 196-1647 (483 amino acids)
Cellular component (GO): plasma membrane; intracellular membrane-bounded organelle; cytosol
Molecular function (GO): cholesterol binding
Source: RefSeq, a predicted model, not a curated record
GCGGGGGCGGGGCGGCAGCGAUCUGGGGGCGCCGAGGAGACCGCGUCCAGGUGAGGCCCAGACCUCCAGUGCCUCUUGGAUUUUCACCAAGAACAGGUGCCAAGGAUAAGAUUCCCUGUGCUCCAGAUGUAGCUCAGACACCAUGAUCCCAUAGGAGACCACACAGGGGCGGCAGAAGGAGCAGGCUGCUGAAGGAUGAACAGUGAGGAGGAAUUCUUCGAUGCCGUCACAGGCUUUGAUUCUGAUCAUUCUGGGGAAUUUUCAGAGGCAAAUCAGAAGGUCACCGGAGGGCUUGGCUCGGACACCAGCAAAAGUCAGGGGAUCGGGAAAACCGAGGCGAGACCCCCCCAGGAGAAUGGAGUUCAAACACACAGGACGUCGCUGCCUGCCCCCAUGUUCACCAGAAGCGAUUUCAGUGUGUGGAGCAUAUUGAAAAAAUGCAUUGGCUUGGAGUUGUCCAAGAUCACCAUGCCCAUCGCCUUCAACGAGCCAUUGAGCUUUUUGCAGCGGAUCACGGAGUACAUGGAGCACGUAUACCUCAUCCACAAGGCUUCCCGCCAGGCCCAUCCACUGGAGCGCAUGCAGUCUGUGGCUGCCUUUGCGGUAUCGGCUGUGGCCUCGCAGUGGGAGAGGACCGGCAAACCAUUCAACCCGCUCCUGGGAGAGACGUAUGAGCUGAUCAGGGAAGACCUGGGAUUCAGGUUCAUAUCCGAGCAGGUCAGCCACCACCCUCCCGUCAGCGCCUUCUACUCGGAGGGGCUCAACCAGGACUUCAUCUUCCACGGCUCCAUCUACCCGAAGCUGAAGUUCUGGGGGAAGAGCGUGGAGGCAGAGCCCCGCGGGACCAUCACACUGGAGCUGCUGCAGCAGAAUGAAGCCUACACGUGGACCAACCCCACCUGCUGCGUGCACAACGUGAUCAUCGGCAAGCUGUGGAUCGAGCAGUACGGGACGGUGGAGAUCUUAAAUCACAGGUACCUGCCAUUCCCUUUUGACUACAGCAAAAAGAAGCUCUUUAUGAUCUAUGGCAAAUGGACGGAGUGUUUGUGGGGUGUAGAUCCUGCCUCAUAUGAGUCCUUCAAGAAGCAGGAGAGGAGAGGCGAGCACCUCAAAAAGACAAAGCCGGUAAGGUGCCCACUGCGGGGCGACGGCCUUGGGCAGAGCAGGGCCCCGGAGGUGGGCGAGGGUGUCCUGGAUGAGUGGUUAGAAAUGAGCACUGUGCCUAUCACAGUGAACAGUGAAGGAGUCAGGAUACAUCUGUUUGACGUGGCUGACAACGUGCCGGAGACGCAGGAGACGAUGCAGGUCAUCCCGGGCAGCAGGCUACUCUGGAGGAUCAACAUGCGGCCCCCCAACUCGGCCCAGAUCUGGCAAGCCGGGAGAAGGAGCGCCUGGAAGAGAAACAGAGGGAAGCCCGGAGGGGGCGGGCCAGAGAGGAGACUUCGUGGAGGACAAGGUGGUUUUACCAAGGCAACAACCCGUACACAGGGACUCCCGACUGGCUGUACGCAGGGGGCUACUUUGAGCGCAACUUCUCGGACUGCCCAGACAUCUACUGAGGGAUCGAGGGCCCCGGGGCCUGAGGCUGGACACCCCUCGCGCUGGACACCCUGGCGCUUCGGUCACGGUCGAAACCAGCUAUUUUAACGCCCGGGUUCACAGAGGUCGCGUCAUCCCUGAUCAAGGAUUCCAUUCUGACUAACUUGUGAUUGCCAGAACUUUCCCUUCUGUUGCGGUCUCUUCACGAAGCGUCACUUGAGGGCAUCACGUUUGGUACGGUUGGAACAGGAAAGUCCUUCCCAUCCCCUUGUAGGUGACAGAUUGGCUGUGGCUUUUUUAGCUCAUAGCACCUCUUAAUUACGGAAUUCAUCACUAAAGGAAAGAGAGGAAGGGGACCACAUCCCCCCCUAGAAUGCAGUGGCAGAGGGUCCCUGAAUGCUUACGCUCGACCGCCCAGGGAAAGGUGGAUCUCGAAGGCCAGCCUGCAAGGAGCCGGCGGCUUCUUUAAAAUUAUGUAAUUCCGAGUGAAGAUUAAGCAAGCACCCGAGUGAACGAAGCGGGAAGUUGUCAGAUUCUGUAUUUUUUAUCAGUCUUCAAUAAUGUAAAGAGUACUUUUAAAAUAUUUAAGUUAAAACGACUCGACUGACUUGACUAGUAUUCUGCUGAAAAGCAAGAUCUCCAUCAGUCGGCGGCUGUUCCCUGUCCCCAGUGAAGCGUCACCGUCACAGCCCACCGUGGCCCGGAACCUGAGCAUCGGGAAGAAAAUACAAGACUGCACCCAGCCGCUCAGCACGGGCCCAGCCUCCCGCCGCAUCUGCCCCCAGGCGGUGUCUCAGGAGGAGUCAUUUCUCCAACACCUCGUGUGUCACCGGAGCACUCAUGUUUCUGUGGCCCGCAGCAUGCAUGUCUGGGGAGUAAGACGCAUCUGGUGGACAACGGGAGGCACAGGGCAGAGUCUACUGAGGAUGGCCAAGUUAUUUAAUGAAAAAGCAGGCGCGUCCACCGCUGUCUCUGUCUUUAUCGAGAGACUCGUGUCCUUUCUGUAGAAGUCAGCACCACGUCGGGGUAGAGCUCUUUGCAUCCAGGACAAUCUGUCGUGCUUGCAUGCACAUGCGCGCACACACGCACACAGCACACACGCAUGCACACACACGCGCACACUGGUGUGGUGCAUGGGCUCCUAAGUCAGGUGUUUCCGAAUGAGAAGGUGUCAUCACUGUGUGUGGGGUUUGACAGUGGCAUUUGUAAUUAAACACUUUUUAAAGGGAACCCAUGUUUUGAAAGCUUUGAUUUUACGGCACUGGCAGCCAAGCGGUGGUGCUGUGCCACGUUUGGGCGUUGUCGCCGGAGCCCGCGGUCCCCGCCAGCCGUGCGGCCGAGCCCCAUGUGGCAACACUUCAGCACACCUGGACAGGUGUGCUGUGAGGGGUCACUGCCCAGGGAAGGAGCCAGUGGGCAGCGUCCCGGGCAGAACCCAAAACAACGUAUCAAACAGCUGAAUUUAGGGCAGUUUAACGACUUCACGUCGGUCAUUCCAUUUCUUGCUUCUACCAGACUUGCCAGUAGGGGUGGCAUUUCCACACCCUUUCUUGCGGCCAGGCCGUCGCUGUCCUGGAGCCAGUCAGUGGCUGGUCCCUGUGGGUGUGCAUGCCCGUGGCAAGGGCCUGUUCUCCGUGCUUGAAUUCCCAGGUAGCAAGGUAGGAAGGCUAAGACAAGAAGCAAGCCGCCGUUGCCAUGAGUUGUUUAACUUUUGCCGACAGUUUUGUUUUUUACUGCUGGCUCUGCAAACACAUAAAAAAGCUGAUACCUAAGCUUCGUCACCUUGACAGCUAUUGAAUGUCAAAUGUUUGAUAGAGUUUCCUGGUGUACAAGGCUUUUUAAAAGAUGGCCCUGCUAAUGGUGUCAUCUGACCUGUGUGGAAAUGACUUCCUUAGUGGCCUGGACCCAGAAGGCCCUCGGCCGUGCUGAGUCACCUUUGAACUCAGAAUGUCCUGGAGUAAAAAGCAUAGCAAGUUUUUCCCGACAGCGCUGAGUAUUCUGAUUUUGUUCCUAAUGGAAGUUGGAAUCCUGCUCGUGGAUUCAGUGUGCUGGAGAUUCAAGGGUGAGCAAACAGACAAAGCCCCCAGGAGCGUGUUUUCUGUAAAAGACAAUGUCACGGUGCCUGCCAGCGCUGACUGGAUGGACAGGAAGGCAGGCGCCCUCCUCUGGCCUCUGGUCCCACCUGAGCUGUGGCUGGCGCCGUCUCACGCCAGAAGCUGGGGCUGCUGCUCCUUGGAGAGCGGGUGGAGCACUGCCUCCGUGGCACGGGGUCCGAGUUCCCUGUCCUCUGCCACUCCCAGCCACGAGCAGGCAGCAAGAAGCGGCCCUGGGUACCCCCACCACAGGGCAUCCCGGCAUGCUGCUAGGAACGAGCACCCCCAGACAUGCUCCUCCCUGGAGGACAAAUGGAGCCAUGAGCCUUUGCUGAAGAAAGUGCCAGAGUGGCCUCUGCUCCAUGUGGACACGAGGCCCUAAUGGAGCGGUGGGUUGUGAUGUGGCCAGCCUUCCAGAGGAAUGGAAGACCAAGACGGGGUGCUGGCAGAGCCCCAGGCUGCUUAGUUGCAGCCGGCCCCCCAAGGAGCAGUGUGGGGGACUUUGUCUGCCACCAUCAACCCUUUCAGACCCUGUCCUUGGUGCUCACAGGUCUUCCGCUCGCUGAGCUCAGAGUUCCAGCUCUGCCGGAAACGUGAUCUGGGCCAGAAGCCGGCAUUGGGCCGUGGCGGCCGGGGGCUGGAGGGCCCAGUGGACCGGCCCCUCGGAGAGCUGCAGCCACUGGCCACUUGUCCAAGUGAGCUCGGGGCUGUCAGCCGUGAGUGUGAGGGAUGUGCCAGGGGCUGUCGGGCCCGCAUCAGAAUGCAAGGUUGGGAAGUCAGGACAGGAGUGACGGCUGGGUGGUCCAGAGCAGGCCGGCCUCCCACCAGCCUUGCCACGCUUCCUCUCAAGGACACUGCUCUUUGGGUAAAAUUUCUCCCCGAGAUGGUGACUUAGGGUUCUUACAAGUCCCUCUGUUCCCGUGAGGAACAAUGAAGAACAUAGUGAAAAUUCCCAUAACCUUCAGAACUUCCAACGCACCGCUAGCCCUCAGCCUGGUGAUUCUGAGGGGGAGGGAGAGCCGUGUCCCUCAUGGAGCAGUGGAACCAGGAAGAGCUGGAGCAAUGGGAGGUGUUCACGAGUCCCAGUUUCCUGAUGUCUAACGUUUGGACUUGCACACGUCUUCCAGAGAACAUUGCCGUCCCAGGUGGGCCCAGAGACAGGGACCCCUGCAUAGUCUGACGAAGCAGUUGUAGCCACACAGCACCCAACUGGCAUUCCCGCAGCCCUUGUCCUUUGUCCCCACCAGCUCCCUGUGCUCCGUGAGCACUUACGCAGUGGUCUCCUGGUAAACCGCGGCUUUGCCUCUCAGCCCCGAGCUGUCCUGGGUUGCGUGUUUAGUGCAGUGGGACUCGGUCGCUGCACAGGGGGGUGACACACAGACACGUCCCUCUGUCCGUCACUGUCUGUGCCACUGGCCGCGCCUCACCCAGUGUCCUGCCUUCCUCCCUCCAUUGCUGCGCUGAGCUGGCGGUUCUUUCACCAGCGCUAUGCUCGAUUCCGUGUGGCGUGAAAAUGGUCAAGAAAACGCGUUUGAGAAAUGCAUUUAUUUUUAUAAUGCUCAGUCACUGUCGGUGCCCCUUUAUAGUAACAGAAGAACCGUGCUUAGAUUUGGGGACGACUGUGUCAGGCCUGUGAAGAUAAAUGUUCAACUGCAGCUCAGAAUAAAGGCUCUGUGACAGUGGUUGCAUUUGACAUUUGUUUUGCAUCGGACAAUUUUUCACUGUCUCCGCUGCUCUCGCCUUCGGGGACAGGCUGUGGAUCGGCUGCGGACGCAUCCUCGCGCACGGGGGCUGGGUGUUUGCCUGUCUGUCCUUUGGGAUGGGCCUGGCAAACGGGUGGUUUCCAAAUGUGCUGGGCAGCAUGCUGCAUGGGUGAAAGGGCCAGUUCUCCAGGCACUGAG